Aspergillus puulaauensis is the source of this 465-nucleotide messenger RNA. It is a transcript of the gene MNH1, whose product is annotated as mago nashi family protein. Gene Ontology annotation, cellular component: nucleus; exon-exon junction complex. The transcript is spliced from 7 exons. Gene Ontology annotation, biological process: RNA splicing. The record is from RefSeq and is a predicted model, not a curated record. Lineage: Eukaryota; Fungi; Ascomycota; Eurotiomycetes; Eurotiales; Aspergillaceae. The coding region runs from base 1 to 465 and encodes 154 amino acids.
AUGUCGGGUCAAAACGAGCAGUUCUAUAUCCGUUACUACUCAGGUCACUCUGGGCGGUUUGGACAUGAGUUUCUAGAAUUCGAUUUCCGUACCCUCGGUGAUGGUCGCAGCGCUGCUGUCCGAUAUGCGAACAAUUCCAACUAUCGCAAUGACUCCCUCAUCCGUAAAGAGAUGUGCGUGAGCUCGGUGAUGAUCCAAGAAAUCAAGCGCAUCAUCAAGAGCAGCGAGAUUCUGAAGGAGGACGAUUCGAACUGGCCGCAGAAGAACAAGGACGGGCGACAGGAGCUAGAAAUACGGUUAGGCAAUGAUCAUAUCUCAUUUGAGACCGCCAAAAUCGGGUCAAUCGCUGAGGUGUCGGAAACCGCAGACCCCGAAGGUCUUCGGGUGUUCUACUACCUUGUACAGGAUCUAAAGGCACUGAUUUUCUCGUUGAUAUCUCUUCACUUCAAGAUCAAACCGAUCUAA